Molecule: messenger RNA, 1614 nt
Organism: Alternaria rosae
Lineage: Eukaryota; Fungi; Ascomycota; Dothideomycetes; Pleosporales; Pleosporaceae
Exons: 2
Coding region: 1-1614 (537 amino acids)
Source: RefSeq, a predicted model, not a curated record
AUGCCGCCAGAAAUUACAGCACUGAUCCAAGAAUGCACCAGAGGAUCAACCAAGGCUUCGUCAUACCGUUCUCGCUUGGGGUUGCUAAACGAGUUCACCGACCCCACACAGCGAGGAAGACCAGGAUUCAAGUCGAAUCCUACCAUUCAUGAAUUUUGGAUAGCCACGAAUGACAAGGUCCACGCAAUCGCGCUGCUUUACAAGUCAAGAAACGCCAUCCGUGAAGCACUUAUCGACCAGCGUAUCACUCUGGACGGAACUGUUAACGAGUGCCUCGAGGGAGCUGGGCAUAAGAUAUGGAACGAUGGAGGGGAAUCAGAGUUCCUCACUACUCCUGAUGUCACUGGGGCGCUCAGUGAAGCCCUUGACGCCGAGUGUGCUCCCAAAUUCAAGAACGGUUCAGAGUUCGCCGAGAACGGAUAUCCGAGACACCUCAUCUAUGGAGACCCUAAUGAUCGGUACAAGAUUCGACUAAACGUGUUCGGCUAUAUCAUCCAACGCGCCUGUCGUAAGGCCGAAGAUGACAGACGCGAAGGGAAAGCCUUUCAGAACGCGCCCGAAACCGACGAGCCCACACCGCCAACAAGCUUCAUGGACGCCGUACGAGUCGGUAACUCCAGGUGUAUCCGCAGCAUGUCGCCAUCGUCUGAUAGCAGUACGGAUGAGCUCGCUCGCUUUUCUUCGACUACCUUUUCAAACUGUUCCAAACCAAAAGAAUAUCCCAAUGUCCCAGCCUCAAAGAUCCGAUCAUUGAGAAAACCAUCUUCCACAAAGCAUGACAUUAUACGAAGCCGUCCCAGACACGGUGUUUCAGUGGUGAUACCUUCAAACAGGCGUGCGGGUACUCGAAUCUCAGCUUUGGAAAACAGCCAGCGUAAACAGAGCGGAUCACGAGUCGGCAGCAACACAGCCGUGGGGUCUACACCAUCACACAAAAGAGGUACGCCAAGGAGAGAGCCCCAAGUCUCCAGUCCACGCUAUAUGACAGCACAUCAUAUGACCGCAGCGAAAGCCGCUGAACCAUCCGCCAAAGACAGGGCCAAUUUGACAAAGAACACUGUUGGGUCCCAGUUGCUUCGGGAUCGGGGUGAGCUGGGGAUCCAGCUCCUUGUCCUUCUCGAAUCACGCAACCCUGGACGCCAAGAUAUUGCAAAAAUGCAGAAGGUUGUGGGACACGUCGACAUGAUGGCUGUGAAAUACACCGACGAGCUCAGGAAGGGACUGGACAGCAGCGAGUACGAGAAGUACAAAGGAGCUCUGGACAAAUGGCUAGCAUGCAUGAGAACACUUGUCGAGUUCCGCGAGGCUACUGGUCUUUCUGGCGAUGGUCAAGCCAUACUGGGCGGCUUCAGAGCCCUUCCACUGGGGAAGAAGAAAGCACGACGUCCCUACUCCAAAAUGGCUCAAGAGAUCCGAGAAUGGCGUGAGUCUGAUGGCAUGACGCUCCCCGUAUUUUGUAAAGAGGUGGGUUCCAUACUCUUGAAGAUGGCUAGCUUUGCCCCGUUGCGCAUGGAGUCAGACUUCGGUAUGGAGCUAGAUGAGCUUCUUGUAGAUCUGAUACCUUUCACGAAGCACCUGAUGGAAUGCUUCCUGGCUACAUCACCCAAUUCCUGA